Solanum pennellii is the source of this 2113-nucleotide messenger RNA. RefSeq names its product sulfite exporter TauE/SafE family protein 3-like. Lineage: Eukaryota; Viridiplantae; Streptophyta; Magnoliopsida; Solanales; Solanaceae. Gene Ontology annotation, biological process: protein ubiquitination. Bases 272 to 1702 code for a protein of 476 amino acids. The transcript is spliced from 12 exons. The record is from RefSeq and is a predicted model, not a curated record. Gene Ontology annotation, cellular component: Cul4A-RING E3 ubiquitin ligase complex; membrane.
UUCAUAUUUGUAUCUACCAUUUCUCCUUUCUUCCCAUUUCUCCAAUUUUUCUCUGUUUCCGUAGUACCCAUUUCUUUUCUUUGGUUAAAAAGAAGGAAAUUUCCUUUCUUUACUACCAAACAAAGAAAUUGGGUCAUUUAGUUUCUUGUUUCGAAGCUAUAACUUGUUAUAUAUACUGUGUUUGAGUUUCUGACAGUUCUGUAAUCACUUUUGAGUUUUUUGGGGGUUUGGGUUUGUGGGUGUGGAGAAAAGAUAGCAUUUUGUUGUUGUUAUGGCAGGAGUUGGAUCAAGAUGGAAGGUUUUUCGGCCAUUAUUGUCAAUUUCUUGGAGUUUUCUUCUGGCUGCCAUAUUUGUUUCAGCUGAAAGAAGUUUGAAGAAAGAAAUUGUUGCACAAAAUGCAACUCAUCAGUCAGAUGCUGAUUUACUUACUUCAGUUGUGCAAUUCUUGUGGAAGCCUGAUGAAUCUGGUUACCAACAUGUUUGGCCGGACAUGAAAUUUGGAUGGGAAAUUAUUGUUGGUUCGAUAAUUGGAUUUCUGGGAGCAGCAUUUGGGAGUGUAGGUGGUGUUGGUGGUGGUGGCAUAUUUGUUCCUAUGCUUUCUCUCAUCGUUGGAUUUGAUCCAAAAUCAUCUACUGCGAUUUCAAAGUGUAUGAUCAUGGGAGCUUCGGUCUCUACUGUUUACUAUAAUCUAAAGCUCAGGCAUCCAACAAUUGAUAUGCCUAUUAUUGAUUAUGAUUUGGCUGUUCUCAUCCAGCCAAUGCUGAUGCUUGGCAUUAGUAUUGGAGUUACUUUUAAUGUGAUAUUUGCUGAUUGGAUGGUCACUGUUCUGCUAAUAAUACUCUUCAUCGGUACAUCAACCAAGGCCUUUUUGCGAGGGGUUGAAACGUGGAAGAAAGAGACUAUCCUGAAAAAGGAGACUGAGGCUGCGAAAAAGUCAGGCGCAAAUGACGCAGAGUAUAAGCUCCUUCCUGGUGAUGCCAACGAUGCUGAAAAGAAAAAAACAGAAGUUUCCGAACCUGAGGUGCCUAUCAUGGAGAAUGUUUGCUGGAAGGAAACUGGACUCCUGUCUUUUGUUUGGGUUGCAUUUCUAGGACUGCAAAUCGGCAAGAAUUAUACAGACAAUUGUACACCACUAUAUUGGGUAGUGAAUCUGUUGCAGAUCCCGGUUGCCCUUGGUGUAUCAUCUUACGAAGCUGUUAGCCUGUAUAAGGGUUGGAGAAGGAUUGAAUCCAAGGGAGAAGACGGAACUAACUUCCGGGUGAUGCAACUAAUUGUUUAUUGCUUUUUUGGAAUAGUAGCUGGUAUGGUAGGGGGACUUCUUGGAUUGGGUGGAGGAUUUAUCAUGGGUCCUAUGUUUUUGGAGCUGGGCGUUCCUCCUCAGGUUUCAAGUGCCACUGCCACCUUUGCAAUGAUGUUCUCCUCAUCAAUGUCUGUUGUAGAGUAUUACCUUCUUAAACGUUUCCCAGUUCCUUAUGCUCUGUACUUUGUUGCCGUGGCAACUGUUGCUGCUUUGAUUGGGCAACAUGUUGUAAGGAGAAUGAUUAUGAUACUAGGAAGAGCAUCACUUAUCAUCUUCAUCCUUGCCUCCACAAUUUUUGUGAGCGCAAUUUCACUAGGUGGGGUUGGUAUCUCAAACAUGAUUGGAAAGAUCCAGCGCCAUGAAUACAUGGGAUUCGAGAACCUUUGCAAAUAUGAUCCUUAAUUAAGUUCAAGUUUAGGUGAAGCAAACUGGUCGUACAUUAGUGCUUCCCUAACUGAAGUAGAGGUUUAUGUUGAAGAACGAUUCUUGGGUUGGUGGAGGAAGAUAAAUCACCAUCUCGAUUUAUAGCUAGUUCAAUUCUACAUUAGAUAUACACUGGCAAUGAAUCUGCUGUGGAAGAUUUCUGCUCUGGAGAAAUCUGUUGUGGUAUAUUUAUGCUGUGGGUGUUUUUCCAAUAGGGAAUUUAUUGUCAUUUUUGUGUGAAAUGGAAUUCAGUUUUGAACACAAGAAAUAAUGGGAGACAAAAAGGUAGAAAUUCUCAAGUCAUUUGAUUUGUAAAACUCAUGUGUUAUCUUGGUGUAAAACACUAUAAUUGAAUUAUUAUUGAUUCCAUGUUGCCCCUUUUGCUAGUAA